AUGCGCAUUCCUCUUAUCACGAGUCGAUAUCAAGACCUUGGCCGUCGAAAAGGCGGUGGCGGUGGUGGUAAAGGCGGCGGGAGCGGUGCAAAAGGAGGCACAGGCGGCAGCUCAGGGAGCUCGAGCAGCAGCAGCGGCGGUGAGUCUAACAGCAAGACCUCAAAGGUACCCAUCACGGGAAGCUCCGCUAGCGGCAAGAGCACCGCAACGGCGUACGGAUCUGGAGGUGGAAAAUCUAUAACUAUCCCCACCGGACAGCUUUUUGCCGGCCGCACAGCUGGAGGCGCUACUAGAGGGGAGAUGUACGGCACAAGAGCGUAUGGAAGUGGAUACCCUGGGUACUCUAGCUAUGGUGUUGCAGGCCGAGGCUUUCCGUUUUGGUACUGGCCGGUUGUUUGGGGAGCGAGUACCAACCCGUACUACCAUGAUCCUGAAUACGGCGAUUCUUCCAAUAGCAGUAGGACAGGUGGACCGAUGGCACAGGCAAACUUCGUCUCAAACAGCACAGGCUCUACUUUCCACCUACUAUCCGACAACAGCACGAUCAGCUCCUUGAUCAGUUCUAUCCACACCAACUGCUCGUCGAAUCUAUCGUCCUCGAGUUCAAAUUCCUCAUCACCAUACAAUUCAUCCGCUCCAGGAGGCCCUCAGCCAGAACAAGCGAUACAGUACUACCGCUCUUCAAGCGUCGUGCUCACUUUGGACGGCUACAAUAACUCGGCUACGUUCAGCAGCAAUAUUAACCCGAACACUACGGACACGCCGUUGCCAAGCUCAGGGGUCGACAUGACUCUUUUGAACUGCUUGAAUUAUACGAUUGGACAGGCUGCUCCGUUGAUUGACGGUGCGAGCUCGCUGUCUCCGCCAUGUCUGGGAUUUGCGGCGCUCGUCUGGCUGGCCUGGUUCUUGGCGCAUUAUGUUUGA
This is a messenger RNA of Suillus clintonianus, 924 nucleotides long. RefSeq lists its product as uncharacterized. The coding region runs from base 1 to 924 and encodes 307 amino acids. The record is from RefSeq and is a predicted model, not a curated record. The transcript has 4 exons. NCBI's taxonomy places the organism in Eukaryota, Fungi, Basidiomycota, Agaricomycetes, Boletales, Suillaceae.